Messenger RNA from Striga asiatica, 1722 nucleotides. Lineage: Eukaryota; Viridiplantae; Streptophyta; Magnoliopsida; Lamiales; Orobanchaceae. The record is from the annotation of a GenBank genome assembly.
AUGGCGUCGCCACCACCACCAUCGGGAAAACCCCAUCUCACAUUCCCGCAACAGCCCUCAAAAGCCCGGAAAAUUCCAAGCAAGCCCCAAUCGACCUCCGUCUGCAAAACCCUCGCCGUCCUCGCCCUCCUCCUCGCCGUCCCGUUCUUCCCCUCACAGGCGCCGGAUUUCUUCGCGCAGACCGCCGUUUUAUCACAGUUCUGGGAGGUCAUCCACCUGGUCUUCAUCGGAAUCGCGGUUUCCUACGGCUUGUUCUGCCGGAAAUCCGAGGAUCUCGAGAUCUCGAGUUUCGACGACGCCGACGCGUAUUUAUCGGGUAUUUCUCGUUUAUCCUCCGUUUUCGAAGAUGGGUUGGGGAAUGUAUGUUGUGGGCCCGACGGGCCUGAGUUCAAUGCUGUGCAGGGCUAUUUUCCUAAUUGUCAGUGUUUUGGGGGUCAGUUUGUGGGUAAAAGUAAUAAAUGUGUGGUUCAUGGGGGUAAUAGUAGAAAGAUUAGAUCUUUCGUGCAGAAAAACGGUGGUGAGGAUGAUAUUGCUGCUAGUUUUGGUGAUGCGGAAAAUGUUAUAAUGAAUCAGACUUGGAAUUCAAAGUACUCAAAGAUUGAAUCUUUGGUAGUUGUUUCUGAUGGGGAUAAUGUUCUCAAGGGGAGUCUUGAUUAUAGGCCCUUGAAUUUGCCUGUUAGGAGCCUGAGAUCUGAUAUUGUUGAGAAUGAUAAACCAGAGUUGCAGAAGAAAGACGAUUCGAGUCCUAUGUUCGAGUCUAAGCGGAAAAAUGGUGUGAAGGUCAAGAAGAUCAGAAGCUUGGGGCCCACGAACUUGGAGAAGAAAUUCGACGAGCCCAAUGGGUUUUCGUUCAUCCCCUGGCAGUCGAGAUCUGGAAGGAUGGAAGAGAAAGAUGAGUUGUGUAAGCCCAAGCAAAAUGUGCAUUGUAGGCCUCACUCGAAUGGGGACUUUGAGUUCGAUCAAGUUGAGCCCCGAUCUAAAAAAGUUCUCAAACUUUCUGGUUCUCCUGAACAAGGAACAUCGAAAAUAGAGGACGAAAAAGAGAUUAUGGCCCCACGUCAGAAAAUAGCGCCCUCAAAGGAUGAAACUUUGAUUAACAGCUCAAGGGCUCGACCGUUUAGUGUUGGCUAUAAUAAUAGUUGUGAGGAAGAUAAAUUUGGAAAAGGCAAGAAGCAGAUUGAAUUCUUUGACUCGGAUGUGAAUGCGUCGUCCGGCUUUGGUAAAGCUUUAAUAUCUAAAGCUAAAUCAGUUAGGACGAAGAAAUCGAGUAAAUAUGCUGUAGUAGAUGGGAAAGAAGAAAGCUCGAGCCAAAUUGAUGCCGAGCUCGAGAGGCUGUGUAGUAAUGACUUUGGAGAUAAAUCUUUUGAGAAAAGAGGAAAAUGGGAAGAGCCUGAGAAAAAUCUGGUUAAACAUGAAGAAGAAAGAGAAACUGACCGCCAUUUUUUGUUGGCCAAGCCAAAACUGAAAAUACCUGAUUUUUUUGGUGAUGAGAAAGAAGAGAUUGCCAAGCAAAUUGUCAUGGAGUCUGAAGAUGAAUUGGAAGACGAUAAUAAAAGUGAGUUUGAUGAGAGUUGUGAUGAAAGUGAUUCGAAAACGAAUGUUGACUUUGACUUGGGGAGUGAAGUUGACCGAAAGGCUGGCGAGUUUAUAGCUAAGUUCAGAGAGCAAAUUCGACUCCAGAAAGCUUCGUCGGUAGAUGGAUACAGCCGGGAAUUUCUGUGA